Messenger RNA from Suhomyces tanzawaensis NRRL Y-17324, 2649 nucleotides. RefSeq lists its product as uncharacterized. The record is from RefSeq and is a predicted model, not a curated record. The transcript is spliced from 3 exons. Bases 1 to 2649 code for a protein of 882 amino acids. Lineage: Eukaryota; Fungi; Ascomycota; Pichiomycetes; Serinales; Debaryomycetaceae.
AUGGACACCUUGGACCGCAUAGACGAGUACUUUAGGAAUGAAGCUGGAUAUGCAGAAAUGGAAAAGGUGAGAUUCAGUGAAAAUUCAAAGAAACCAACUGAAGGAAGUAUUCACCAUGAGAAAGAAGCAACGAAGUCCAAAAAUGCGGAUGGGGUGGUUAUUACGAAUCCAGCUGGGGACCCUAAGAAUUUGACGAUUGAACCAGCUUGUAUCCACUUGAAUUUGGAAAAAGAGUGCUGUCCCAAACCAAACCGAGUUGAUCGUGACAAUCCAAUUCAAAGCAUAAGCACACCACCUGUGAUAAGAGAAUACCCAACUCAUGUGCAGAGUGAGAGUACUGAGGGUUCUGGAAAGGUCAACCAAGAAGGGAAAGGUGAAAAUCUCUUCUUGGGUGUGAAACAAUCAAUACCAGAAGAGUAUAGAUCGGUGUUUCCUUUUGAAUUCAAUAAAAUGCAACGCGAGUCGUUUCCCACCAUCUACGAGUCUGGCCAAAGCUGCGUGAAAUGGGAAUCGUUGACUAAAAAGUGGCAUGAGUACCCAGAGGUAUUUUUGAGCUACCAGUUAUUAUUGCUCGAUGAAGUACAUGCCAUCGGAACAGAAAGAGGAUACUCACUAGAGGCAGUCACUACAAGAAUGAAAAUGAUGAACCAGGGUCUAAGGAUAGUAGCAUUGUCUGCAACUAUCACGAAUAUAUCGGAUAUUGCGCUUUGGAUCGGUGCUGGUUCCACAUCCCUGUGCAUCAGCAUAUCUUAUGACGACUCUUAUCGAGCAGUGAAACUAGAGACAAAAGUGGUCGGCUAUAGUCAACGACAAUCACAAUAUUAUCAGUGUGAGUUCUUAAACUUUCGAUUAUUGAAGCUUAUUUAUGAAAAUAGUGAUGGAAAAUCAACUCUAGUGUUUUGUCCAACUAGAAAUGCUACUGAAACUACUGCUGCUUAUUUGUUCAAAAAUUUCAAAUCUGAGUUAGGUGAACUAGCCAUGGCCCCCCCUAGAUUUGACUCUCCUGAGUUGAAUGAAUUUGUAACUAACAGAGUUGCAUUUCAUCAUGCUGGAUUAUCACAGUUUGAUCGAACAAAUAUUGAAAAGCUUUAUCUUGCUAAUCAAAUUAGCAUAGUUUGUUGUACAACUACUUUGGCAUCAGGAAUUAAUCUUCCAGCUUUUUUGGUAGUUAUCAAAGGAACGAUCUCUUGGCAAAAUGGCGAGCAGAAGGAAUAUCCGGACUCGGAUAUAAUGCAAAUGAUUGGCAGAGCUGGAAGACCGCAAUUCGAGAACUCUGGCAAAGCUAUCAUAAUGACAACGAAAAAGAAUGUAUCAAAGUAUAAUAAUAUUAUGAAUGGCAACAACAUUGUUACAAGUGUUUUACAUAAGUAUAUCUUGGAUAUUCUUUGCACUGAAAUAUUUUUGAGGAACAUUUGCUCGUUAGACCUGGCUUUAGAAUGGUUGCAAAAUACCUUUCUAUAUGUUCUCCAUUCAAAAGACCCUGAGAGGUAUUCUAAUAUGAUCAGGAUUGCCAAUAAUGGACAGGAUAUGUCUUUAGAGUACUGUCGAAAAUGCAUCAAUAGCUUGGCUAGCUUGGGAGUAUUGUAUUGGGAUACACUUCGGGACAGUGUUACACUUACAGAGUAUGGCACAAUAAUGAUCAAAAGAUAUUUAUCCCUUGAAACAGUCAAAUUCCUUGUUAAUAGCCUUACCUUCGAUAAUUUGGAACAUUUCUUAUCUAAUUUCUGUUCCCUAAAAGAAUUUGAAAACCAUAAUUUGAAGAAUUUGGAAUCCAGACUAUACAACGAAAUUCUAAAAACUGCAAACCUCAGAUAUCCACCAAAAGAUAUCAAGAGUAAAGGCAGCAAAAUUCUGAUCUUGCUACAAUAUCAUUUAGGAAGAAUACAAUUUCCAAAUAAACUUGGGUUUGAAAAGCUGAGAUCAAGUUUUGAGUGGGAAAAGUUGAAUGUACUCCAACAUGCAAGCAGAAUAAUCUUAGGGACAAUUGAGAUCUUUGUAGAAAAACGAGACUCACUUUCACUUAAGUAUGCAUUAGAGUUGAAUAGAUGUUUGUUCAGCCGAGGCUGGGAAAAUUCUCUUGAAGAGUUGAGUCAGAUAGGAGGGAUCAAUAUUGAUACUUUGAAGGUAUUAUUUUCAAACAACAUUACCUCGGUAGAGGAAGCACGAAUUUUAACCAGUGACCAAGUCAAAGAUGUUUUGGAGGUAGACAACACUGAGCUAUCCAGCAUAAUGAAAACUUUAAGCCAGAUUCCGAGAAUGGAAGUCAGUUCAAGAUCAAUACCAUCACAUGAUGAUAGUGCAAUUAACUUCGAAAUCAAAGUAAAGAUUUUGAAUUGUCAACAAAGUUGGAUACACAAGAUGGAACAUUACAGUGUUGUUAUUGAAAAUUCACAAGGUACCCUUAUAAAUUUUAGGAAGCUACGAGUUUUUGAGAGUACCUGUUUUGUCGAAACAUGUACUAAGGAUCUCUUUCAGCUGGGGAUUACGUGCUACAUCAGUGUUGAUAAAAUGCUCGGGUUAAGAUGCAAAUGUUCACUUUUAGAUAUGAACCUCCUUCGAAACGAUCAUUUCAAUACAGAAAAGCAACCUGAUUCCUACGAAAUUCCUGGUACUUCCCGAGAGGAUGAUAUCAUCAGCAAAUCAGUUUGA